Messenger RNA from Musa acuminata subsp. malaccensis (wild Malaysian banana), 1314 nucleotides. Its product is annotated as protein ANTHESIS POMOTING FACTOR 1. Gene Ontology annotation, molecular function: protein binding; chromatin binding. Gene Ontology annotation, cellular component: Set1C/COMPASS complex. Lineage: Eukaryota; Viridiplantae; Streptophyta; Magnoliopsida; Zingiberales; Musaceae. The record is from RefSeq and is a predicted model, not a curated record.
ACCCCGGUCGAUCUCGAUUCCCCUUCUCCCGUGAUCGGUUAAGCCCCUUUUAUAGCCCCUCUCUCUCUCUCUCUCGCUCGCUCACCGGAGAGCACAGCUGAAACGAAUCGAAAACUGAGGAGGAGGAGGAGAUGUCUGCGAUCACAGAGCUCAGCCAAGAGACCGUGCGCAGCAUGGCCGUUGGCGCCGUCUUCACGGACUACGCAGGGAAAAUAAGUUCUAUUGAUUUUCAUCGAACGGAAGAUCUUCUUAUUACUGCAAGUGAGGAUGACUCUAUACGCCUUUAUGAUAUUGCAAAUGCUAAGCUGCUGAAGACCACAUAUCACAAGAAGCAUGGUGCUGAUCGAAUUUGCUUUACACACCAUCCAAGUUCCAUUUUGUGCUCAUCAAGAUACAAUAUAGAGUCGACAAAUGAAUCAUUGCGAUAUUUAUCUCUGUAUGAUAAUCGUUGCCUACGGUACUUCAAGGGGCACAAGCAGAGAGUUGUUUCACUGUGCAUGUCUCCUAUAAAUGACAGCUUCAUGUCAGGUUCUCUUGACCAUAGCGUAAGAAUAUGGGAUCUCCGUGUAAAUGCAUGCCAGGGAAUUCUGCGGUUACGUGGAAGGCCCACUGUUGCUUAUGAUCAACAAGGCCUUGUUUUUGCUGUGGCAAUGGAAGGGGGUGCUAUCAAAUUGUUUGAUUCUCGUUCGUAUGACAAGGGUCCAUUUGAUACUUUUCUUGUUGGUGGAGAUACUGCCGAGGUCUGUGAUAUCAAAUUCAGCAAUGAUGGCAGGUCUAUGGUUUUGACAACCACAAAUAACAAUAUCUACAUUCUAGAUGCCUAUGGAGGAGAUAAGCGUUGUGGAUUCAGUUUGGAGCCAUCACCUAAUUUAACAACCGAGGCUACAUUUACUCCAGAUGGGCAAUAUGUGGUGGCAGGUUCUGGAGAUGGAACAUUGCAUGCUUGGUACAUCAACAAGCCCAAUGAGGUGGCUUCCUGGAACAGUUACAUAGGUGCAGUGACUUGCUUAAAGUGGGCACCGAGGAGAGUCAUGUUUGCAGCUGCAUCAACCGCCCUAACAUUUUGGAUACCCAAGUCGAACGAGGAACCCAGCAAUGGUGAAGCUACUGCCGGAGAAUGACCAAAUCCCAUCAUCCCUUCAAGCUGCUUACAAAUGAAAUAUGUAUCGUCCAUAUUUGGCUUAUGCUUCUGAAUUAAUGAACCAAGCAAUCGGUUCUGUUUAAUUACCAUGACGAUUUUGACAGCUUAAAACGGGCGAUUCAUAUGAUUCGUCUUUUGGAUCCCGAUUUCUGCUAAGCCUUCCUUUCAUGAAA